Salvelinus sp. IW2-2015 is the source of this 1043-nucleotide messenger RNA. The record is from RefSeq and is a predicted model, not a curated record. Lineage: Eukaryota; Metazoa; Chordata; Actinopteri; Salmoniformes; Salmonidae.
ACCAGGUGUGGGCGUGGCUAAAUGUCGUGGGUGUGGAUGGAAAGGGUCAGUUUCAAGGUGUACAAUUGUUGACUGAAACAAACACCUCAGRCACGACAACCACAAAGGUUUCACACCUUUUAACCACAGGAUUUGAGUCAUUGAAGGAAUUUACCAAAGGGACAGUUGUUACAUUUGAUCAACAUUUUAAAUAAAUCUCUCUCACGCGUUGAUUUGAAACUUCUUGGACCCCAGGGAGGGAGGACUAUAGUCCCGUGCAUUUAAAGUGUCUAAAUCGUUUUGAUUGAUCGAACUGUCUACCAACUGGAUUUAACGCUGAAAUAAUUGAAGAAAAUGAAUUCCGCAAGAUUUGAAUACGAGGGGCAGAACGGGCGGCAUGAGCAGGUCACCUUCCUGGAUAACAAAGAGAAGAUGGCAUCGAAGAAGAAGASUGGAGUGAUAGUGGGAGUCCUCAUCGCUCUGCUUGUCUUGGCAGCCGUGGCAGGAAUCCUCAUCUGGCUCUUUGUUAUCAAAGGCAGGGAGUCGGCGGCCACCAUAAAUAUGAAGCGUGUCCCAGCUCAGCGGGUGUAUAGCGGGCACAUGAAACUGGACAACGUGCCCUACAACCAGAAUCUGGAGGACCCCACCAGCACAGAGUUCCAAAAGCUGGCAGACGACCUGGAAGAGAUACUUAAGAUUAACUACAAACAAGUUGAGUUCCUCUCCAAGUACUACACCACAUCUGUGGUGACRGCCUUCAGUGAGGGGGUGCUGGCCUACUACUGGACCCAGUUUGACAUCCCGGCAACGGACCUGGAGAUGCUGCCAGAGUUCUCUGAGGAGCGGGUCCUGGAGGUACUGUGGAAUGGCAUCAGGGAGCAGGGCAAACGCUCCGGCCAGAGCCUCCGCAUCAGCCAAGUCACUGCCUCACGCACAGACCCCAGGAUGGCCCGGAACCCAGAGCCGGUGAGUAAACCCACUGUCUCCCGUUUCAAUCACACGCCGCUGUAAUUUUCCAGCCCGCUAGAUGUUCACCCCGCUGCUGCCAGUCUGUGACGAAUGCC